AUGCAGAUCUCUGCGCGUUUCACUUUAAUUCUCGUCGUGGCCGUGGCGUUUCUCGUUGAAAGUCAUGGGGCACUCCCUAACAUUGGCCGAUGUACUUUCAUGGAGUACUAUUGUGCUGUUCGAAAAUGCGUCACAUUAUUCUAUAAAGGACUACAAAAGGACCCCAAAGGAGACUGUUUUGCUAAGUUCGACCAAAUGAAAGACUGUGUGGUGAAGGUGAUGAAGUAUUGUGCGAACUCACUGCCGGAUAGCACCAUCAGAAGAAUUGUAGACGACAGUUUUCCCAGCAAAGAAUGUUCUGAAGGCCCCGCUCUAAUAUCAUCUUCGUCAGCGGCAUCACCGCUUUGUUCCAGCUCUUUCGUCACUAAAGCAAACGCCUGUGGAAGGACCUUCCGGCAAAUAUUCGUCGCGGACAAAUCGAAUUCCUCUCUUUGCGCGGAGGAAGCCAAGCGGAAGAAGUGUGUGAAUAAUCUGAUUGAUUCUGACUGCACCUUUUCCUCUGCUGACCGGGAAGUGUUGGACUUGGGGCUUGCUGACUACAAUCCUUUCUGCGCAAACAAUCGGGACCCUGGGGCGACCGGAAAUGAUCAGUGUUAUGGCGUGACAGACAUCCCCUCCGGCAUGAAUGCAGCCGCUGGCAUUAAACCCGGUGUAAUGCAGGCGCUGUUGUUAGUUUUCAUGUCCAUUUGUUUCUUUUUCAACUAUUAA
This is a messenger RNA of Pocillopora verrucosa, 708 nucleotides long. The record is from RefSeq and is a predicted model, not a curated record. Lineage: Eukaryota; Metazoa; Cnidaria; Anthozoa; Scleractinia; Pocilloporidae.